Hibiscus syriacus is the source of this 1197-nucleotide messenger RNA. RefSeq names its product phosphatidylinositol/phosphatidylcholine transfer protein SFH1-like. The record is from RefSeq and is a predicted model, not a curated record. The transcript is spliced from 9 exons. NCBI's taxonomy places the organism in Eukaryota, Viridiplantae, Streptophyta, Magnoliopsida, Malvales, Malvaceae. The coding region runs from base 1 to 1197 and encodes 398 amino acids.
AUGGCUGACACUUCGUCUUUGGCUGUCGACCGACAAGGUCGAAUGUUGGCCGAUCGUAUCAAAGAUGUCCUCGAUGCUAAAGGGAUACAAUCGGUGGCUGCAUUUCGAGAAGCAUCAUCGUCAACAAGGCCGGGAAAGAGCUCCUUCAGCGCCUUCAGAAGAUCGAUGGUGACAAUUACCCCGAGGCUGUUAUGGAGCACUGUUAAAUCGUUCCUUGACCCGAACACCACGACGAAAAUCCAUGUUUUGGGCAACGAUUACCAAAGUAAAUUGCUGGAAGUUAUUGACGCUAGUGAACUGCCUGAGUUUUUUGGUGGUACCUGCAAUUGUGCAGACAAAGGAGGUUGCAUGGUUUCUGAUAAGGGUCCGUGGAACGAUCCGGAAAUACUAAAGAGAGUCGAAACUGGCGAGGCCAAGAGCAGAUGGAGUACUCUGUCGGGCAUCAUCGAUGAGAAAGCAUGCCGAGAGCUCCAUUCCUCCGACAAAGAAAUAGCGAUGGACAGCGCAGAGAAUCCUUCAUCGUCUCCGGUUCGAGGAACUCUGAUCAAGAAAAUGUACCAUGAAUCCUAUGACUAUGAUCAACAUAUUCCUAUAGUUGACAAGGGUGUUGAUGCUUCUUGGCCUAAACCGGUGGAAAACGAAAAGUUCGUUGUCUCGAAAGAUCGAAGACCGAAUUUUGGAGGUAAGAAAAGGAUUUCAAAUGCAGAUAUAUACCAGGUGCACAAUGGUAGAAAAUCUAGUGAAGGAACGGGAAGCGGCAUUUUCGGACGAAUCAUGGCGUUCGUGAUAAGAAUCAUAACCCUGAUUCGAAUGUCCCGUCGCAUGCCGAAGAAACAAAUUGAAGACCCCGUGUAUGGUGGUGAUCAAGUUUACCGUGCUAAGCAAGUUACGGGCCCUGCCUCUCAGUUGCCACCCCCGAUCACUGACGAGGAAUUCUUCGCCAUGGCAAAACGCAUGGCCGAACUCGAAGAAAAAGUGGUCCUCCUCGGCACAAAACCAUCUGUCAUGCCGCCCGACAAAGAAGAGAUGUUGAACGCUGCUCUAAGAAGAGUCUGCAUCCUUGAAAAAGAACUAUCCGAAGCUAAGAAGGCACUUGAUGAUGCUCUUGGUAAUCAGAGGGAGUUUCAGAAAUUCAUCGACAUGAAAGAGAUUCGAAAAUCGGCAAAUUACCAAAAUUUUUACUGCUUCAAAGGCUAA